UUAUAGUCGACCGGUUAGAAAAUUAAUAUGAUACUGUAAUUUUUAAUGGCCAGUUUUACAUAAAAGAAAGUACGUCGACUGCGGAUUUGCGUCAAAAUUUUAAUUGGAAGCGCGUCUUCAGUUAUCGUUAAUUCGCGUCAAUAACAAUGAUGUUCUAUUCGAUGCCAGAUUCAUCGGAGUAAUUUUGUAAGCCAGCAGAUUUUUGAUCACUAUUUGUUUGAAUUUAUCAGAAUGAAGUUUGAACUCCUGGUUUUGCUGUUCUUCAUUUUAACUGUGGUCUUGUUGCCGCUAAUAAAAUCGGACCAAAUUACAGACAAGCUCGAAUCAUGGGUUACAAUCUCAUCCGCGGCUCUUGUGUCCGGCGGUGAAAAGGGAUCAACUGAACUUCAUUUGACUACUGACAAUACCGAAAUCGGAAACAUCGAUUUGGUUCUGACUCAAAGAGGGAACCUGCACAGUGCCCGUCUGAAAUCUUCAGUCACUAAGUGUCUAUAUCAGGGAUACAUUUCAAAGGGCAAACAAGCCAAAACCGACAGCCCAGUUCGAAUCAAGUUCUGCAGCAAGGAUGGUCAGAAAAUUCCAGAACUUUCUGGACUAAUUUUCCUGAAUGGAAAAGUUUUCACACUCUACACUAACAAUGAAAACGCGACAUGGAUUAUGUUCUCGAGUGAACAUUUUCGGAAAGAUCUGAAAAACGACAAAGUUUGUGGUGCGAAACAGCUAAAUAGUAACAAAAAGUUUCGGUCGAAAAUUGACCCGGUGAAUGCUGUUUCACUGGACCCCGCGAAAAAAAUGAAAAGUUCGGAGAAGCAGCUAAAUUCGAGGUACCGACGGAACACGCAAGAGAGAAGCUACGUGGAAAUCAUCCUGUUUCAUUCAUUCGACUACUACGAAGUGUUCGGACCCUCAGAACAGGAUCUUUUGGACAGAGAUAUUGAAAUCAUUCACUUUGCUGACUUUUACUAUGCUGAGAUGACUGACAUAAACCUCCACUUGUCUCUGGUAGAUGUUCACACCUUCUCCACCCCCGAGGCAGACCCGACAGCAGACAACACAACUGAAGACCCAGUGCUGGACUUGUUUUUGGACUACCACUUUGAAAACUUGCAGACUCUUCCCAACCACGACAAUGCCAUUCUCCUCAUCGCCAAGAACUUCUCCGAUAACUCAGGCACUGUCGGAUUGGCCUACUUGGACGUGCUCUGUGACUUAUAUGGAUCAGGUAGUUUUGUGAAGGACUAUGACAGAGUAGCGGCCAUGACAGCAGGUACACUGGCCCACGAACUGGGCCAUAACUUCGGACUCGUGCAUAACCCCACUGACGACACAGACCCCUGCUACUGCCCCCCUGAAGGGUACUGUGUCAUGGACGCCUACACUGCAGAUGCUCCCCCGCAAAUUUUCUCUGACUGUCAAAAGGAAUCCCUGAAAAACUAUUUGGAACAAGGUAACUCGAUGUGUCUGCACAAUGAGCCCUCGCAACAAAUAGAUGUCCCAUCCUUCUGUGGUGACUACAUAGUGAAUGGGGAGGGGGAGGAGUGUGAUUGUGGGGGAGUGGACACCUGUGAUGAUCCUUGCUGUCACCCCAACAACUGCACCCUUGUCACAGGAGCAUCCUGUUCCGCCAUGGAUCUCUGCUGCGACCCUGGAUCCUGUCAAGUGCGCAGUGCUGGCUUUGUCUGUCGAGCUGAGUGUAACGAGUGCGACAUAGCCGAACAGUGCGACGGAGCUAGUGCCGAGUGUCCGAAUGACGACUUCAAGAGAGCGGGCAUGGAUUGCACUGACGACGGAGCCGCGGGACAUUGCUAUGCGGGGAGUUGUCGAUCUGUGUACUCCCAAUGUCUUCAAAUUUACGGUUCUACUGGCUUGCGAACAGACUCUGGCGACCGAGACGAGUGUUGGGUGUACAACAGAGAUGGAGAUAACUGGGGAAACUGCGGGUCCAUUUACCAUGAAGACGUGACUCCUUGUACAGCUGCAAACGAGAGGUGUGGGAAACUGCAGUGUAUAUUUGACAUUGACGUUGAGCCAUUCUACUUGGAAAGUGUUCACACGUACACCAUCAGCCUGAGUUCUUUCGUCUGCCACUCUAUCGGCUGGUUGUUUCCCUCCAUGGACGUGGCUGAUGAUCUGGCCUAUGUGCGAAAUGGAAUAUGGUGUGAUGAAGACAGCUUCUGUCACAACAGAGAAUGUUUCCACAUAUCCCAGAUACCUGGACUCACAACGUGUCCCUUCAAUUGCUAUGGCCAUGGAAAUUGCAACUCGGAGACUAAUCAGUGUGAAUGCGACAAGGGAUACGACACGUUGAACUGCGAAACAAGCACUCUCACCACUACCCCUCCGACCACUGCUGCUCCUCCGACCACUGCUCCCCCUCCGACCACUGCUGCUCCUCCGACCACUGCUCCCCCUCCGACCACUGCUCCCCCUCCGACCACUGCUCCCCCUCCGAUCACUGCUGCUCCUCCGAAAACUGCUGCUCCUCCCCCUCCAGCAGAUGAUGACGAUGACAACAACAACAACAACGACGACGACGAUGAAAAAGGAGACUCGAACAAGCUUUUCCCAGUCGUCUCUUUAAUUGCACUGAUGAUGUUCGUGAUUUUCAACAUUUGAUCAAAGUCUGGUGAAAGAGAGCUAAAAAUUUUUCGAACUCGAUUUGUAUAUAAAAUCACAAGUAUUGAAAAAUUUCGUGGGAUGACUUAGUAUAUAUUUCCUACAAACAUAGAUUAUUUUCUAUCCAUAAUCAUAUUUUGAGUAAAAUUUUAAGCAUAUGUAAAUUUAAUGAAACUAAAUUUGGAACAAAAGGUC
This is a messenger RNA of Symsagittifera roscoffensis, 2811 nucleotides long. RefSeq names its product zinc metalloproteinase-disintegrin-like atrolysin-A. Gene Ontology annotation, biological process: membrane protein ectodomain proteolysis. The record is from RefSeq and is a predicted model, not a curated record. NCBI's taxonomy places the organism in Eukaryota, Metazoa, Xenacoelomorpha, Acoela, Convolutidae. The transcript is spliced from 8 exons. Bases 232 to 2616 code for a protein of 794 amino acids. Gene Ontology annotation, molecular function: metalloendopeptidase activity.